GCCCAGGGCCCUCCUCCCUGCACUGAAGUGGGCCCUGAGCUGAUGUGGUAGCCUGAGGCCACACCCAGGAAGUGGCAGAACGGGCUCUACCACCUGGGUCCCCCAUGUCCCACACGGGCACCCUGCCAGGCAGAGACGACAGCCCACAUCUGUGGCCACCCCCGCCGGAUGCCACCUCUCCCUAAUGUCCCACAGCAACGGCCCGACAGCUGACAUGGGCCCUGGCAUCCCUGAGUACAAAGGGGAGCACAGUGGCAUUUGCACGUGCGCUGGGUGAGGGCCCUAGGAAAAUAGGCUGCCUCUGUUUGCAGACUCAGAGCCCCACACCCCCUCUUCAAACAGAGGCAGAUCCCAUUCCAGGAGCUGGGGGGUUGGGGGGGGGGGGGAACUUGCCCCAGCCACUCUGCUUCCGGGCCCAUUUGCCAGGCGAGGGAGGAUAUGUGAGUGGCCAUCGCCCACCCCCAUGCCAGGCAGGGUCCCUCCCAGUUCUCUGCCUACGGGACUGGCCCGGACUCAGCUGCCCAGACCAGGCUUGUGCUGAAAAGCUGGCCAUGACCUCGGAGGCCUCUUCUGGAAGCCGCCGUCCCAGGAGUGGGAUGCUGCGGAGACAGUCCCCGGAGGAGGACAGUACCGUCCUGAUUGACGUGGCCCCCGAGGCCGAGAAGGGCCACACUUACGGGAGCACAGCCCCCACCUCAGAGCCGAGUGGACACCGGGAGGCCGCCGGCAGGGUGGGGAGCCCCUCCAAGCCCCGAGUAGACUUCGUCCUCGUUUGGGAGGAAGACCUGAGGCUGGGUCGGCAGCAGGGUGGUGCCGGCCGGGACGAGACAGACACGCGCGGUGCCUGGAGGGAGACCUUUCUGGAUAACCUCCGCGCUGCUGGGCUACACGUGGACCAGCGUGCUGUCCAGGGUGAGAACGGAGCAGUGCAGUACGUCCUCCUCAGGGCCCCCUGGGCCGUGCUCUGCUACUACGCCGAGGACCUGCGUCUGAAGCUGCCCCUGCAGGAGCUGCCCAACCAGGCCUCCAACUGGUCGGCGGGCCUGCUGGCGUGGCUGGGGCUCCCCAACAUCCUGCUGGAGGACGUGCCCGACGUGCCCCCCGAGUAUUACUCCUGCCCGUUCAAAGUGAGCAAGCUGUCAAGGUUCCUCGGCAGUGACAACCAAGAAAACUUCUUUACCAGCACCGAGCGGCACCAGAUUCUGUUUGCGAUCCUGGCCAAGACCCCAUAUGGCCACGAGAAGAAAGGCCUGUGCGGGAUCGACCAGCUGCUGGCGGAGGGUGUCUUUAGCGCGGCCUUCCCCCUGCAUGAUGGCCCGUUCAGGACACCCCCAGAGGGCCCUCAGGCCCCAGGCCUCACCCAAAGGCAGGUUCUGUUCCGGUACUGGGCUCGCUGGAGCCAGUGGAACAAGUACCAGCCUCUGGACCACGUGCGCAGAUACUUCGGGGAGAAGGUGGCCUUCUACUUCGCCUGGCUUGGGUUCUACACAGGCUGGCUCCUGCCGGCAGCGGCAGUGGGCACUCUGGUGUUCCUGGCGGGCUGUUUCCUGGUGUCCUCGGACAUACCCACGCAGGAGUUGUGUAGCAGCACCGAUCACUUUGAGAUGUGCCCGCUCUGCCUGGACUGCCCCUUCUGGCUGCUCUCCAGUGCCUGCACCCUGGUCCAGGCCGGCCGGCUCUUCGACCACGGCGGCACUGUGUUCUUCAGCGUGUUCAUGGCGCUGUGGGCCGUGCUGCUGCUGGAGUACUGGAAGCGCCAGAGCGCCACGCUGGCCUACCGCUGGGGCUGCUCGGACUACGAGGACAUCGAGGAGAGGCCACGGCCCCAGUUCGCCGCCUCGGCCCCCACGACGGCCCUGAACCCCGUCACCGGGGAGGACGAGCCCUACUUCCCGGAGAGGAGCCGCGUGCACCGCGUGCUGGCCGGCUCCACGGUGGUCGUGAUGAUGGUGGCCGUGGUGGUCAUGUGCCUGGUGUCCAUCAUCCUGUACCGGGCCAUCAUGGCCAUCCUCGUGUCCAGGUCGAACAACACCCUCCUCGCAGCCUGGGCCUCGCGCAUCGCCAGCUUCACGGGGUCGGUGGUGAACCUGGUCUUCAUCCUCGUCCUCUCCAAGAUCUACGUGGCCCUGGCCCGCAUCCUGACGAGAUGGGAAAUGCACCGCACGCAGACCAAGUUCGAGGACGCCUUCACCCUCAAGGUGUUCAUCUUCCGGUUUGUCAACUUCUACUCCUCCCCCAUCUACAUCGCCUUCUUCAAGGGCAGGUUUGUGGGAUACCCGGGCAACUAUCACACCUUAUUUGGGGUCCGCAACGAGGAGUGUGCGGCCGGAGGCUGCCUCAUCGAGCUGGCACAGGAGCUCCUGGUCAUCAUGGUGGGCAAGCAGAUCAUCAACAACGUGCAGGAGAUUCUCGUCCCGAAGCUACAGGGCUGGUGGCAGAAGUUCCGGCUGCGCUCCAAGAAGAGGAAGGCGGGGGCUUCUGAGGCGGUUGGCCAGGCACCUUGGGAGGCCGACUACGAGCUUCUGCCCUGUGAGGGUCUGUUCGACGAGUACCUCGAAAUGGUGCUGCAGUUCGGCUUCGUCACCAUCUUCGUGGCCGCGUGUCCGCUCGCGCCGCUCUUCGCGCUGCUCAACAACUGGGUGGAGGUCCGCCUGGACGCGCGCAAGUUCGUCUGCGAGCACCGGCGCCCGGUGGCCGAGCGCGCGCAGGACAUCGGCAUCUGGUCCCACAUCCUGGCUGGCAUCGCGCACCUGGCGGUCGUCAGCAACGCCUUCCUGCUGGCCUUCUCGUCCGACUUCCUGCCGCGCGCCUACUACCGGUGGACCCGCGCCCCCGACCUGCGCGGCUUCGUCAACUUCACGCUGGCGCGCGCGCCGCCCGCCUUCGCCUCCGCGCACAACCGCACUUGCAGGUAUCAGGCUUUCAGGGAAGAUGAUGGGCAGUAUUCUCCAACAUACUGGAAUCUUCUGGCCAUCCGCCUGGCCUUCAUCAUAGUGUUUGAGCAUGUGGUGUUCUCCAUCGGCCGGAUCCUCGACCUCCUGGUACCCGACAUUCCUGAGUCCGUGGAGGUCAAGGUGAAGCGAGAGUACUACCUCGCCAAGCAGGCGCUGGCUGAGAAUGAGGCUCUCUCUGGAACAAACGGAGCAAAGGACAACUACUCCCAGAGCUCAGACAGGAGUUUGGGCCUACAGCCUACACUGCCGGGAGGUGGCCAGGCCUCUCAAGUCCCUUCUCUCUGAGGUCACGGGGGUCACCCCAAGCCAGCAGUCCCACCUGGAGGUGAGGGACUCUGCUGCCCCGGAGAUGUCAAAGGCUCACUGCCCUCAGAGGCCACAGCCCACCUUCUGCCCCUUCUUGGCCCAGAGCUGUGAUGCCCUCGGUGACCCCGGGCCUCUGCUCAUGAGCCCUAGCCCCUCAGGUGCCGGCUGCCGCCCCCCCAACCCCCUGCCCGCAACAGCACCUGGAGCUUCCCCGCCACCUCCCUGCCAGCCCCCAGGGCAGGUGGCCCCGCACCAGAGAAGCUGGCCCCGACACUGUGGCUCAGGGCCCUCCCCACCCCCAGCUCUCUGCACGCAGGGCACAGCUCUAUCUCCCAUGUGCCACCGGGAGAAUCGCACUGGAGACUAGAACUAUCUAUGGGUCUCUAGUUAUCACUCAAAAGCCUGUUGAAUUGAAAACACCCUUGGUUCCACAGGACCGAGAACCGACAUGCCGCGUGAUAAAACGAGUUCUAGCACACUA
This is a messenger RNA of Neofelis nebulosa (Clouded leopard), 3741 nucleotides long. It is a transcript of the gene ANO7, whose product is annotated as anoctamin 7. NCBI's taxonomy places the organism in Eukaryota, Metazoa, Chordata, Mammalia, Carnivora, Felidae. Gene Ontology annotation, cellular component: plasma membrane. The transcript is spliced from 24 exons. Gene Ontology annotation, biological process: chloride transmembrane transport; calcium activated phospholipid scrambling. Gene Ontology annotation, molecular function: protein dimerization activity; chloride channel activity. Bases 552 to 3239 code for a protein of 895 amino acids. The record is from RefSeq and is a predicted model, not a curated record.